AUGGGUGAUCCAUCUGGUGCACAAGAGCUCCCCGAGCGUAUUCUGCACCGCGAUCUUUCCGAAUAUGCCCAACGACCUCGCACCGAUGGACCAUACGCUGAUAACUUGGACGUUGACGUCUUGAUCGUGGGUGCCGGAUUCGCCGGGACGUAUCUACUUUACCUGAUGCGCCAAACAGGCUUCAAGACUGUACUGUAUGAAGCCGGAGACAGUUUUGGAGGCACUUGGAAGUGGAAUUGUUAUCCAGGUGCUCGUGUGGACUCUGAAGUGCCCAUAUACCAACUUUCCAUACCCGAGGUGUAUAAGACCUGGACCUGGACGACCAACUACCCCGACUGGCGCGAACUCCAGGCAUACUUCGACCAUUGUGACAAGGUCUUGGGACUGAGCAAUGACUGUGCGUUUGGAAGCGUAGUGACUUCGGCCGAAUUUGACACAGACUCGGGAAAGUGGAACGUCAAGACUGCCGACGGCCGCAGUGCGAAAUGCAAUUAUCUCAUCAUCGGCGCCGGGUUCGCCGCGAAGAGAUACAUCCCGGACUACGCCAGCAUGGACAAGUUCAAGGGCGUGAUGCACCACUCGUCCUUUUGGCCACCCGAGGGCGUCGAUGCGCGCGGCAAGAAGGUCGCCGUCAUCGGUACCGGCGCGUCAGGCGUCCAGAUCAUCCAAGAGUGGGGUCCCGAAGUCGAGCACCUGACCGUCUUCCAACGUACGCCUAACCUAGCUCUCCCCAUGGGGAAACGGGACAUGUCUGCCGAAGAGCAGCGGGCUUUGUAUCCCGUAUACGACGAACUCCUGCGCAUGCGCGAGUCUACGUUUGCGGGGUUCACGUACGACUUUGCCGAGCGGACCACGUUCGAAGAUUCGCCCGAGGAGCGCGAGGCACUCUACGAGGCUCUGUGGGCCAAGGCAGGCUUCGGACUCUGGCUGGGCAGCCACAAGGACUACUUGUUCGACCUGAAGGCCAACCGGUGCGUGUACGACUUCUGGCGCAAGAAGCAAGCCGCGCGCAUCAAGAACCCCGAGAAGCGCGAAGUCCUGUGUCCCAGUGAGCCGCCACACCCGUUCGGCGUGAAGAGGCCGUGUCUCGAACAGAACUACUACGAGGUCCUGGACAGGGACAACGUGUCGAUCGUGGACAUUGGCGAGAAAUCAGGCAACACCAUCGCCGAGUUCACCGAGAAGGGUAUCAAGACGACCGAUGGCAAAGAAUACGAGUUCGACAUCAUCGCGCUGGCGACAGGCUUCGACAUCACCACGGGCGGCAUGACCAGUAUGGGUCUGAAGUCGAUCCACGGCACAACGUUGAAAGAUGAGUGGAAGAAGGCCGCGUACACGUAUCUCGGGACCACCAUUUCAGGAUAUCCCAACAUGUUUCAUCUAUGUGAGUCCCCUUUUGUCUUCCAUACGUGUCCCGCGAUCAUUCGCAUCAGUGCAUUCCAUCUUUCCAUCCCCGUGAAUCCCACGCUGUACGGAAAUGCUGACACGAUCUGUUCCUCUGCGCGAUUGACAGACGGCCCCCACGGCCCUACCCUGCUAAGCAACGGGCCGAGCAGCGUCGAAGUUCAGGCACGCUGGAUCCGCGACGCCAUCAAGCUCGCCGACAGACAGGGAUUCAAGUACAUCAACCCGACCGCCGAAGCGAGUCAGAAGUGGAAAGACAGAAUCAACGAACUGAGCAACAGGACGCUCCUCCCCACCACCAAGAGCACGUACAUGGGCGGCACCGUGCCCGGAAAGGCGUUUGAACAAGUCAACUACGCCGGCGGCAUUCCCGAGUACGUCAAGGAGAUCAGGGCAGUUUUGCCGGGGUUCGUUGGAUUCGAGACUGUCAAUGCCUAG
Exophiala spinifera is the source of this 1842-nucleotide messenger RNA. RefSeq lists its product as uncharacterized. Bases 1 to 1842 code for a protein of 613 amino acids. The transcript has 2 exons. NCBI's taxonomy places the organism in Eukaryota, Fungi, Ascomycota, Eurotiomycetes, Chaetothyriales, Herpotrichiellaceae. The record is from RefSeq and is a predicted model, not a curated record. Gene Ontology annotation, molecular function: oxidoreductase activity.